AUGUCCAUGACUACAAACGAACUACGAAACAGGCGUCGGACCCACGAAAAUGAGCCGCCUUCAUCGUCGGCAAAGGACCAGGCGUCGACGAGAAAACUCCUGACCUGGGACGAGAUUCCUCAGUGGCAACGAGAUAAUGAAUAUAUCAUCUACGGAUAUCGGGGAGAGCUCAAUUCGUGGAGAAGAAGUUUCAGUUCUGCAUUCACGUACUUGCACAACGAGACUGUCAAUAUCCAGUCGCAUUGGAUAGGAGGACUCGUCUUUAUAGGGAUGUGGCUCUACCAUCUCCGAGGGGUCUACAAGCAAUAUGCGGAUACCAUCAACACCUUUGACAAACUAUACAUGUCAUUUUUUAUGAUCGGGGCACUAUUCUGUCUUUUUAUUAGUGGCUCUUAUCAUAUGAUUAGCAGCCAUUCCAAGCCGGUCAGCGAUGUCUUUCACAGGCUUGACUACGCUGGAAUAGUAAUCCUCACCGUGGGUUCUUUCUAUCCCGCGGUAUAUUACGGCUUUUUCUGCGACCCCCAUUUUGCGGUGCUGUGGCUCGUGCUCCUCACGGUUUCAGGCGCUGGUGCAGCCUAUGCCGUCCUCUCACCAACGUAUUCUACGCCAGAAUAUCGAAGAACCAGGGCGUAUCUGUUCAUUACCCUGGGACUCGGCGGAGCUCUCCCAGUCAUUCAUCUGUGGGCAGCGGAGGGAUUCUCACAUCUCAUUCAAAUUGGUAUCGAUUGGCUCUUGGCCUCUGCCGCAUUCUACAUUGGAGGUGCCAUUCUUUAUUCCGAGCGGUUUCCAGAGCGCAUCUGGCCUGGUCGCUUUGACCUCAUAGGUGCCAGUCAUCAAAUCUUCCAUGUUUGCGUAGUUCUCGCAGCGAUCUGUCAUUACAUCUCCAUGCUACGAUGCAUCGAGUUUUGGCAUGGUGAACAUCACGGGCACUGUGGUGUGUUCCGCGAGUAG
Serendipita indica DSM 11827 is the source of this 951-nucleotide messenger RNA. The record is from the annotation of a GenBank genome assembly. Lineage: Eukaryota; Fungi; Basidiomycota; Agaricomycetes; Sebacinales; Serendipitaceae.